UAGCCGACCAAAAUGGCGGGUAAAACGGCCCAAAUCUCUAUUCGGCCCGGUUCAGUCCGUUGUGCGGGAGAUUGCUUGCCUUAUGCCUUUGUCCGUUGCUUCUCCUUCUCCUCCUCUCCCUCACCUGCCUCUAAAAAAGCUCCCAAUUUUACCGUCAGAAUCAAUGGAUCCCUCCAUUUUCAAAGCAUUUCUGAUGAUUUUUUCUCGAAUAAUCCAAGCAUUAAUUCCAAAUUCCCAUCUUUGAAGCAGUCCUAGCUCCAAAAAUUUGUCUCAUUAGCAGAUUGCUGAUACAAUUUAUUUGAUUAGUAUUGAGCUUCUGCUAGAAUUGGAAGGAAGGUGAUUUAGGGUUAGGGUUUCAUUGGAGUGGGUCAGAAAUGGGGGUUGAUUACUAUAACGUAUUGAAGGUGAACCGGAGCGCCACCGACGAGGAUCUCAAGAAGGCCUACCGCAGGCUUGCGAUGACGUGGCACCCCGACAAGAACCCAGGAAACAAGGUGGAAGCCGAGGCCAAAUUCAAGCAGAUUUCUGAAGCCUAUGAGGUCUUGAGUGAUCCUCAAAAAAGAUCAGUGUAUGACCAAUAUGGAGAAGAGGGAUUGAAGGGCAUGCCUGCCCCUGGUUCUGCAGCCUCUGCAGCUAAUGACUUCAUAUUCAAUCCUCGCAAUGCAGAAGAUAUAUUCGCAGAAUUCUUUGGGAGUAGUCCAUUUGGAUUUGGUUCCAUGGGGCGUGCAAAGUCCAUGAGGUUUCAAGGAGAUGGAGGGAGCAUCUUUGGUAGUUUCGGCGGGACAGAGAAUGUCUUCCGUUCAUAUAAUGAGGGUGUUGGAACUGGCAUGGGAGGCCAUUUAAGGAAAGCACCACCGGUGGAGAGCAAACUGCCUUGCAGCCUUGAAGAGCUUUACACUGGUUCAACCAGGAAAAUGAAGAUAUCUCGAAAUGUCCUGGACGCAAGCGGACGACUGGUGCCCGAGUCUGAGAUACUAACAAUCGACAUAAAGCCUGGAUGGAAGAAAGGAACUAAGAUCACAUUCCCUGACAAAGGCAAUGAACAAGUAAACCUCCUCCCUGCAGACCUUGUCUUUGUGAUCGAUGAAAAGCCUCAUGAGGUGUUUAAGAGGGACGGCAAUGAUCUUAUAGUUAACCAGAAGAUCUCAUUGGCCGAGGCAUUGGGGGGAACCUUGGUGGAGCUCACUGCAUUGGAUGGCCGUGAGCUAUCAAUUCCAGUCAAUGACGUGGUGAGCCCAGGGUUCGAGCUUGUUGUGGCCAAAGAAGGAAUGCCAAUUAUCAGGGAGCCAGGCAGGAAGGGAAACUUAAGGAUCAAAUUUGAAGUCAAAUUCCCCUCCAGACUUGCUCCGGAACAGCGUGCAGGUAUCAAACGAAUACUUGGCGGUUGAUACCGUGCUUUUGCUUCACAAUCAAACAGACAAACAAAAAGCUAGUGAGUAUACUUUCACUAAAAUCAUCACUAAUAGUGAAAAGAGAUAAAAGGAAGAAGAAGACAACAAGAAACCAUGGCAUGUGUUUGUUGAUUCUCUUUGUAUUGUUUGUUAUUGUGACAAGCCUGGUGCUUGGCAAGCACUCUUAUGUUUGUUUGUAUAUUUUGGUAUCAAGCUGCUUUGGUAGCCGGCCAUUGAUAUAUGGUUCUUUGAUGAUUAUAAGCAUUUCUUGUAUCCUUCUUAGAAUUCCCUGUGGAUUUUAUUAUGCAAUCCCUUAUG
Molecule: messenger RNA, 1709 nt
Organism: Dioscorea cayenensis subsp. rotundata (Guinea yam)
Lineage: Eukaryota; Viridiplantae; Streptophyta; Magnoliopsida; Dioscoreales; Dioscoreaceae
Product: dnaJ homolog subfamily B member 4-like
Exons: 3
Coding region: 375-1388 (337 amino acids)
Cellular component (GO): cytosol
Molecular function (GO): protein-folding chaperone binding
Source: RefSeq, a predicted model, not a curated record